Molecule: messenger RNA, 1419 nt
Organism: Vanderwaltozyma polyspora DSM 70294
Lineage: Eukaryota; Fungi; Ascomycota; Saccharomycetes; Saccharomycetales; Saccharomycetaceae
Product: basic helix-loop-helix domain-containing protein
Exons: 1
Coding region: 1-1419 (472 amino acids)
Molecular function (GO): protein dimerization activity
Source: RefSeq, a predicted model, not a curated record
AUGGAUAACUUCUCAGCAUUAUUCAGCAUUACCAAAGACAAUAAUUCAUCCUAUAUGGACGAUGAUUUUGAUUUAGGUAUAGAUUUCGAAACUGCGUAUAAUGUAUUUAAUGAAGUAUUUGAUGAUAACGAUAAUUCUGAUAAGAAUGAUGAUCACAACUACAAUAGAAACAGUCCGACAAAGAGUCAGAAACAAAAUAAUAUAAAUACAAAUAUAAUUCACAAUCAUGACCAAAAUCUUAGUCAGUUGCAAAAUCAUAAUUAUAUGAAUGAUAACGUACUUCUUACAAACACGUUACCUUCACCAUUAAAAGUGACCUCGCCUGAUUUGAAUCUAAUCUCUAAUAAUAUGUCAAAUAAUCAUAAUCAGAAUCACAUUCACAAUGAUAACUCAAACUCCAAGAAAAAUUUUAAUGUUAAUAAUGAUCGUUAUCUACAGAAUAAUAUAACCCCUACAAAUGGGCUACAUAUUUCUUCCCCUACUGAUAUGGAUAAAGAAAUUCAAAAUAUACUAAACAGCCAAAGUGAUGAUAGUUUAUUACUUCCUACAACCAAUCCUCAAUUGUUAACGUCAUUAGAAAGUAAUGCCAUCGAGAAUUUUUUAGAUAGCUUGAUUAAUUCACAUCCAUCACCGAUUAGCGCAAUAAAUACCAAUAACAAUAAUCAUACUAACAAUCACACAGCUAGCAACGUUUUCGAUAAUGAUGGUGAAAAUAAUUUUCAUCACAGUAAUAAUAACCCUUCGCAUAACCAUACAUUCAUUUUAUCACCUGCAUUUAACUCAAAUACUUCUUCAUCUACUUCAAAUUCAAAUAUUGCAUCAAAUUAUAGUACACAAUCUGUAACUACAAACAAUUCAUCUGCUUUACAAAAACAAAAUAUGCAUAUUGAUCAACAAAAUCAAAUUAUUAAAGGAAAUAAUCCUAUUUCUUCAAGUUCAAAUACUUUCAUCGAAAACAAAAGCACAAAUAUCCAAGACUCGAAUAAUGAUAAAAGGACAUCUCAUAAUAAUUCCAAUGAACUAAAAAUUACCAAUGACCCACCAUCAGUCAAAUCUUCAAUUUAUUUACCAAACGAAAUAGAAUUACCAGAAUUAAAGAUAGAUGAUUCUGAAAUGCCUUCUGAUAUUAGGAGUGAUCCAAAAAAAGUUAAAAAAUGGAGACAUGUAAAUGCAGAAAGGCAAAGAAGAAAUUUAAUCAAAUCGACAUUUGAAAAUCUGAUAUCGUUAGUUAAAUUUCCAAGAUACGAGGAAGUUGAUCCAAAAGAUAUCAAGAACGACGGAGAAAAGAAUUUGAUUACAUUUCCAAUGGAUAAAAGAAUACCGAAACACAUCAGUUUAAGUUACAUUUUACAAGAUAUGAAAGGUAUCAUUAGUGCCAACGAACAAUUGGAAUUUUUGUUAAACACAAUUUUAGAAUAA